AUGCUCAGGGAGCUGGCACAGCAAGUCCUCCUCCCUCCUUCCACCUCUCUUGGCCCAUCCAGCAUCCCACUGAACAGCAUCCUUGGUGUGAGCAUCAUGGCAGAUGUUGUGUGGGGACUCACUUCCCCUCUUGGUGUACAUAUGCACCUCACCUUUGCACUCUCUGCCUUGUGCACCCCUAUGCCCAUAGCGCUGUUCCUCAAAGUGUUUGGGAUGGCUCUCACAGGGUUGUUAGUGCUCAUCUGGGUGUAUGUGGGUGGGAGGAUGGCUGUCUUGGCCAUGGGAGGGAGUGUGGUCUGGGCAGCUUUGUUGGUGGAGGGUGAGGAGGUGCUGGUGCAGGAUGAUGUGCUGAGAGAGGAGAUGAUGCAUGUUGGGGAGAGGACAAGAGAAGGAUUGGACUUGGCAUGA
This is a messenger RNA of Dacryopinax primogenitus, 408 nucleotides long. RefSeq lists its product as uncharacterized. The coding region runs from base 1 to 408 and encodes 135 amino acids. NCBI's taxonomy places the organism in Eukaryota, Fungi, Basidiomycota, Dacrymycetes, Dacrymycetales, Dacrymycetaceae. The record is from RefSeq and is a predicted model, not a curated record. The transcript is spliced from 2 exons.